AUGCAUACCAACACCGACUUUAGUGACGACGAGAUGGAUCAUAAUGUGAAGGCUAUACGGCGUUUUCCGACUUCCACCCAGAAGAUUAUUGACCUUAUCUUACGCAAAGUCGAGAUCAACCUCCGCAACGCGGCUUACAAGCAAUGUGCAGGAAGUAAAGCCGCUCACACCCAAGGUAGAGGCACACUCUCUUCAAGCCAGAGCAGUCGUAAAACAUCAGUGAGCUCAGGAACCAAACGCAAGUCCCGUUCAGAAGGCAGUCCGCCACCAGAGGACGAUGACGACGAUGGUUCAAACAAGCGACGCCGGGGCUCCACGGCAACUACCACCGACGAUUCUGAGACUGGAGCAAAGUUUGCGUGUCCGUUCUACAAACAUGAACCGGACAGGUAUCGCAACAGGCGCACUUGUCCUGGACCUGGUUGGCCAUCCGUCCAUCGGAUGAAAGAACACCUCUAUCGAUCACAUUCCCAGCCGAUAUUCUGUCCAAUCUGCUACGAGACCUUCACUUCAGACAAGGCGCAAUCAACUCACGUACGUCUGCGACAGUGCGAGAAUUCACCGCCUCGGGAAAUUGAAGGAAUCGACCGUGAGACUAUUCGGACCCUGAAGAAGCGCACCCCUGCGUAUAUGCUAGAGGAGGACAAGUGGAGAGACGUAUAUCAGGUCCUCUUUCCAGAUGUGGCUGACGCUGAGAUACCCAGUCCAUUCUACGAUUGCGAUUCACCAAGCGAAACAUCGCGACGCUUCCGCAGAGAUCUUCUGCAUCGCGUACAUCAAGAACUGCUUGUCGAGGCCGGACAAGUACCUAGUCCUGUCAAGCGAGAGAUUAUGCAGCGCGUGGCCCAAAUCGUGCGCCGUUGCGAGCAAGAUCUGCUGAAUCAAGCGCAACCGACAUCUUUCAAUCCCACGCGACGUAGUAGCGUCAUUUCUAUAAGUAGUGCGCCCCAUGCCCCGCCUCUACCCGAGCCUACUCCGAUUGUCGAGCCAGAUGCUCCGUCGUUCAUUCCCGAGCCUACGAUCGAUUGGGGCUCCUGGAACUACCCGUCAUACAAUCCAUUCGGUCUAGGAAUCGAUUGGGAAGCUGCGUUCCCAUCUGGGUCUCAGAUGCAGUAUACAGGUAGUGACGAGACGGCUGCAAGCUUUUUGGUGCCAAUGCGGACGUAG
Messenger RNA from Alternaria alternata, 1167 nucleotides. RefSeq lists its product as hypothetical. The record is from RefSeq and is a predicted model, not a curated record. The transcript has 2 exons. Bases 1 to 1167 code for a protein of 388 amino acids. NCBI's taxonomy places the organism in Eukaryota, Fungi, Ascomycota, Dothideomycetes, Pleosporales, Pleosporaceae.